Mytilus trossulus (common blue mussel) is the source of this 1313-nucleotide messenger RNA. RefSeq lists its product as uncharacterized. Gene Ontology annotation, molecular function: catalytic activity. The record is from RefSeq and is a predicted model, not a curated record. The transcript has 7 exons. Bases 52 to 1209 code for a protein of 385 amino acids. NCBI's taxonomy places the organism in Eukaryota, Metazoa, Mollusca, Bivalvia, Mytilida, Mytilidae.
GUGUUAUGUCUGUAUUGAAUUUGUUCAUUUGAAGAUUUCAGGUAUUUGAUAAUGAGGUUACUUGUACAGCUGUUUUUGUGUUUUGUUGUGUUACAAGCUAAUGGUAGAUAUGUCACUAAAUGGAGGAAAAACAAGAAGACUGGCAAUGCAGUACAUUUUAUCACUUUUAACACUGGGCUGGCAACGUUUUUACAAUUUUAUGACCAAAGACGGAAUCAUAUCGUUGAUGCUAUUUUACAUGCGGAUCCAGAUAUCAUUUGUCUAAACGAGAUUUGGUAUGCAGAGGAUUUAGUUUUGGUUCAAAAAGCUCUACGAAGAAAAUUCCCAUACUCAUUUAGUAAAACCCACAACGACGAUACUGUCUUAUUGAACCAACAACAACUUAAAACGCAUCCAUGCAAUCCUGUAAAUUUUCAAAAAGUUUUGAAAUGUUUUUUGAGUCAUUGCAAUGCUUUAGUUUCACCAGACGAACACAUAGAAUGUUUAAUUCUAAGAUGCGAAGCUGCUCGUUCUUUGUCGAAUGAUUGUUUGGCAUGUGUGAUUGUAAGCGGUUUUGACCGGUCAGUGGAACAGUGCGUUCGUUCUUCUCCAGAGAAACAAAUAGGUGCAUUUAAUGGUCCUGGUCUUGCGUUAUUUAGUAAAUAUCCAAUGACACAAAGGAAAGCACAAAGCCUCAUACCUGGUAUUCAAAAGCCCUUUUCAAGAUGGUUGUUAUCCGCAAAGGUAAAAGGUAUUGGCAAAAUAGGUUGUACGCACCUUCCCACAGCAAUUACAAGCCGCUAUAUUGACCCUGUUUCACCGCCAUUGUUUUCAACAUAUGAAGAAGAAAACUUGAACAACACUUUAAGAAUACUUGAAUUCUUCAAAGCAGAAAACAAAUAUAUUUUGUUGGGAGAUUUAAAUCAGUCACCACGUGUUCAGGCAACAAAUAUAACGCCUGAAUUUGAAGAUAACUAUAAGCACUUUUUAUCGAGUGGUCUGUCGAAUCGCUAUGUUGAUGUCGUUGGAUUACCAACCUACGGAAUUGUCAAUUCUUUGUCCAGAAACCGGUCUGGAAAUUAUAUUUUGGAUCACAUCGUCCACAAAGGAUUUAAUGUCAAAUCAACAAGGAGAGUAUUUGACAGAUUUAUAGAUGUAGAUGGACAAAACAUACCGCUUUCUGACCAUUAUGGAGUUUCUGUAACAUUUCAGACCAAAAAUUGUGUUUGAAGUCGAUUUUCCGGAGAGAGUGACAAAUUUUUCCCAAUUGCAUCAUUUCAAAUUCAUUUUGAUUUUUUUUUCUUAACGUCCGACUGUUAAAACAUAAUGCGGAA